AUGCUGGGCUGGGUCCAGAGGGUGCUGCCUCAGCCCCCAGGGACACCAGUGAAGACCAAGAGAGAGGAGGAGGAGGGGGCAGAACCGGAGCCAGAGUUGGAGCCGGAGCCUGAAACAGCCCCUGAGGAGACUGAGCUAGAGGAAGAGUCCCUGCCACCUGAGGAGGCCUGCGUGGGGAAGGAAGUGGCUGAGGCUGAUCCGGGCCCUCAGGAAACCCAGGAGGCUGCCCCUUCUCCACCCACAUCCCUCCAGGCUCAGGUCGCUGUGGUUCCGGAAGCGAACAGUGGUCCCAGCAGCCAGGUGCUGACCUGGCUCAGAAAGGGUGUGGAGAAGGUCGUUCCGCAGCCCAUCCACAGUGGCAGGCCUGCCCAGAGCACCACUGCUGGCUUGGAGGGUCCAGCUCAGCAGGCAGGAGGACAGAUCCUUGGGCACUGCAGCACUGGGGGCUCAGAUGGACACAGUGAGGCCCCCAGGGCCCAAGACAAUGGGCCCAGGCCCUGGCUGCUCAGGUGGCUUGAGCAGAAUCUGGAGAAAAUGCUGCCUCAGCCUCCGAAAACCUCCGAGGGCUGGAGAGAUGAGCCUGCAGAUGCCGCCUUGGGUCCAGAGCCCCCAGGACCCCCCUUGGAAAUGGAGCCCGUGCCGCAGGCCCAGGAGAGCCCCUCCCUGCCUGCUCCUGCCCCUCCGAAGCCCGAGGAGGAGCCGACUCCAGAGCCCCAGCCUGGCAUCCAGGCCUCCUCCCUGCCGCCCCCACAGGACUCUGCCAGGUUGAUGGCGUGGCUCCUGCACAGGCUGGAGAUGGCCCUGCCACAGCCAGUGAUCCGUGGGAAGGCUGGGGAGCAGGAGCCUGACUCCCCUGUGAUAUGUGACGUGCAGAGCAUCAGCAUCCUCCCGGGAGAGCAAGAGGAGCCCAAUCUCAUCCUAGAAGAUGUUGACCCUCCCUGGGAAGAAGAUGAGCGUCGGGAGGUGAGCAGCAGCCCACAGGGCGCAGAGGCAGCUCCCGCUGAUGAAGAGGAGAGCGAGGUGGCGGAGCAGAUGCCCAGGGAGCUGCCUCAGAUUCAAGAGGAGAAAGAAGACGAGGAGGAGGAGGACGCAGAGGAGGAGGAGGACGGAAAGGAGGAGGAGGACGCAAAGGAGGAGGAGGACGGAAAGGAGGAGGAGGAGGAGGACGGAAAAGAGGAGGAGGUCGCAGAGGAGGAGGACGAAGAGAAAGAGGAGGACGGAAAGGAGGAGGAGGACGCAGACGGAAAGGAGGAGGAGGACGAAGAGGACGAAGAGAAAGAGGAGGAGGAUGGAAAGGAGGAGGAGGACGCAGAAGAGGAGGACGAAGAGAAAGAGGAGGAGGACGCAGAGGAGGAGGACGGAAAGGAGGAGGAGGACGGAAAGGAGGAGGAGGAUGAAGAGAAAGAGGAGGAGGAGGACGAAGAGAAGGAGGAGCCUGAUCACAGUGUCCUGCUGGAUAGCUGUCUGGUGGCGCAGGGUGGCAAGGACCAGAGUGAAGUAGGCGGAACUGAGCACCAGAGCGCCUCACACCAGGAGCUGCAGGAGGAGGCCGCGGCCACCAGCUCAGGAGUACCUGCCACGGAAGAGCACCCGGAAGUGCAGGUGGAAGACGCUGAUGCUGACAGCCAGCCCCUCUACGAGGAGGAGAAUCCACCCUCUCCCGUGCCGCUGCCCCCGUCUCCUGCCGAAUCCGACACACCUGGGGUCCCAAGAUCAGCCACAGGGAACCUCAGGAAGAGGCUGUGCUCCCAAGAUGAUGAGGCUGAAGAGCUCAAGAUGCUGUCACCAGCCGUAUCCCCCGUGGUCGCUUGGUCGGACCCCACCAGCCCGCAGGGCACUGAUGACCAGGACCGCGCAGCCUCUACAGCCAGCCAGACCGGCACCCUCAUCAACGACCGGCUCCAGGAGCUGGUGAAGCUUUUCAAGGAGCGGACGGAGAAGGUGAAGGAGAAGCUCAUCGACCCUGAUGUCACCUCUGAUGAAGAGAGCCCCAAGCCCUCCCCAGCCAAGAAAGCCCCAGAGCCGGCCCUGUAUGUGAAGCCAGCUGAAGCGGGGCAGGUGGAGGAGGAACACUAUUGUGAAAUGCUCUGCUGCAAGUUCAAACGCCGCCCCUGGAAGAAGUACCAGUUUCCCCAGAGCAUCGACCCGCUGACCAACCUGAUGUACAUCCUGUGGCUGUUCUUCGUGGUGCUGGCCUGGAACUGGAACUGCUGGCUGAUUCCCGUGCGCUGGGCCUUCCCCUACCAGAUGCCCGACAACAUCCACCUCUGGCUGCUGAUGGAUUACCUGUGUGACCUCAUCUACCUCCUGGACAUCACCGUGUUCCAGCUGCGUCUGCAGUUUGUCAGAGGCGGGGACGUCAUUACAGACAAAAAGGAGAUGCGCAACAAUUAUCUGAAAUCUCAGCGCUUUAAGAUGGAUAUGCUCUGCCUCUUGCCCUUGGACUUUCUCUACUUGAAAUUCGGUGUGAAUCCCCUCCUGCGCUUGCCCCGCUGUUUGAAGUACAUGGCCUUCUUUGAGUUUAACGAGCGCCUGGAAUCCAUCCUCAGCAAAGCCUACAUUUACAGGGUUAUCAGGACCACAGCCUACCUGCUCUAUACUUUACAUGUGAACUCAUGUCUGUAUUACUGGGCUUCAGCCCAUCAGGGCCUUGGCUCCACUCACUGGGUUUACGAUGGCAUGGGAAACAGUUACAUUCGCUGUUACUACUGGGCUGUGAAGACCCUCAUCACCAUCGGCGGCCUGCCCGACCCCAAGACGCUCUUUGAAAUUGCCUUCCAGGGUCUGAACUAUUUCACAGGUGUCUUCGCUUUCUCCGUGAUGAUCGGACAGAUGAGAGACGUGGUGGGGGCCGCUACGGCGGGAAAGACCUACUACCGCAACUGUAUGGACAGCACAGUGAAGUACAUGAACUUCUACAAGAUCCCCAGGUCCGUGCAGAACAGGGUCAAGACCUGGUAUGAGUACACCUGGCACUCCCAAGGCAUGCUGGACGAGUCAGAGCUGAUGGUGCAGCUUCCAGAUAAGAUGCGGAUGGACCUCGCCAUCGAUGUGAACUAUGACAUCGUCAGCAAAGUGGCACUCUUCCAGGGCUGUGACCGGCAGAUGAUCUUCGACAUGCUGAAGAGGCUUCGCUCUGUUGUCUACCUGCCCAACGACUACGUGUGCAAGAAGGGGGAGAUAGGCCGGGAGAUGUACAUCAUCCAGGCGGGGCAGGUGCAGGUCUUGGGUGGCCCGGAUGGGAAGUCCGUACUGGUGACGCUGAAAGCUGGAUCUGUGUUUGGAGAAAUAAGCUUGCUGGCUGUUGGGGGCGGGAACCGGCGCACGGCUAACGUGAUAGCCCACGGGUUUACCAACCUCUUCAUUCUGGAUAAGAAGGACCUGAAUGAAAUUUUGGUGCAUUAUCCUGAGUCUCAGAAGUUGCUCCGGAAGAAGGCCAGGAGAAUGCUGAGAAAUAACAACAAGCCCAAGGAGCAGAGUGUACUCAUCCUUCCUCCACGGGCAGGCACCCCCAAGCUCUUCAGUGCCGCCCUGGCUGCAGCAGGAAAGAUGGGUGCCAAGGGGGCCAAAAGUGGCAAGCUCGCCCACCUCAGGGCGCGACUCAAGGAGCUGGCUGCGCUGGAGGCGGCUGCAAGACAGCAGCAGGUGCUGGAACAGGCCAAGAGCUCGGAAGACGCAGCAGGAGAGACAGGAUCAGCUACCCCAAAACAGCCUGCGGCCCCGGAGACCCCGGCCCCAGGCUCUCUGCCACCUGCAUCCCAGGGGAGGUCCGAGGGAGAAGAGGGGGGCGCGGCCUGGCCCGAGGAGGGCUCGGUGCGGAUCCACAUGAGCCCAGGCCCGGAUCCCGGCGAACAGAUCCUGUUGGUGGAGAUCCCCGAGAAGGAGAAGGAGGAGGAGAAGGAGGAGGAGGAGGAGGAGGAAGGGAAGGAGGAGGAGAAGGAGGAGGGGAAGGAGGAGGGGGAGGAGGAGGGGGAGGAGGAGGGGGAGGAGGAGGGGGAGGAGGAGGAGGGGGAGGAGGAGGAGGGGGAGGAGGAGAGGGAGGAGGAGGGGAAGGAGGAGAAGAAGGAG
Messenger RNA from Eubalaena glacialis (North Atlantic right whale), 4068 nucleotides. It is a transcript of the gene CNGB1, whose product is annotated as cyclic nucleotide gated channel subunit beta 1. The transcript is spliced from 35 exons. Gene Ontology annotation, molecular function: protein-containing complex binding; intracellularly cAMP-activated cation channel activity; intracellularly cGMP-activated cation channel activity. The record is from RefSeq and is a predicted model, not a curated record. Lineage: Eukaryota; Metazoa; Chordata; Mammalia; Artiodactyla; Balaenidae. Gene Ontology annotation, biological process: retina homeostasis; monoatomic cation transmembrane transport. Gene Ontology annotation, cellular component: plasma membrane; intracellular cyclic nucleotide activated cation channel complex; photoreceptor outer segment. The annotation marks the transcript as partial.